Molecule: messenger RNA, 3531 nt
Organism: Anguilla rostrata (American eel)
Lineage: Eukaryota; Metazoa; Chordata; Actinopteri; Anguilliformes; Anguillidae
Product: perforin-1-like
Exons: 3
Coding region: 1623-3161 (512 amino acids)
Biological process (GO): defense response to virus; immunological synapse formation; T cell mediated cytotoxicity
Cellular component (GO): membrane
Molecular function (GO): wide pore channel activity
Source: RefSeq, a predicted model, not a curated record
CACCCAGGAAAGAGUCAUGCCUAGCCCUGAACAUCAGCACCUCACUAUUCCUAGCAUGUCCUCUUGCCUAUUGCACUCAAAGAACCACACUUUCCACACCCACAGAAUAGGCAGCUCUCCCCUGCAGUUGGAUCAAUAGAUCUACAGAAGAUAAUAGGUCUUCCUGGGUUGCAAUAUGAAUGAACCUGAUGGAUCAGUUUUGCUAAGAUUCUUUCAGACUGCUCGCCAAAAUCUUUGAGAGCACCAUAUAGUCACUUGACAGGAGAGCAGCAGGCCUCCAGUUUGUAACCGAAGCCAAAUCCCCUUUAUUUGGCAAAAGAGAGAGAGCUGCUCACUGAAAAGAGACUGGUAGUGACCCCUCCUGAAGACACUCCAGCAUCACUUCCUGUAAAUCAGUUCCUAGUGGACCCCAGAAGCGCUUAUAUAAAUCCAUAGACAGCGCAUCAGUGCCUGGGGACCAGACAGAAAAAAACAGUGUGGUGUGUGUGUGAGCGCAUACGUGCACGUGUGUGUGUGUGUGUGUGUGUAUAUGUAUGUGUGUAUGUCUGUGCAUGUUUGUGUGUUCUUGUAUGUAUAGUGUGUGUGUACGUGUGCACAGAAACCUCAACACACUCUCCACUAUGACCAGGCACACACACCAAAACCUCAACACACACUCCAAUGUGACCACACACACACUCCCAAACCUCAACACACACUUUCUACCAUGACUGUGCACACACACCCAAACCUCAACACACUCUCCUCUGUGACCAUGCACACACUCCCAAACCUCAACACACACUCUCCACUAUGACCACGCACACACACCCAAACCUCAACACACACUCCAAUGUGACCACACACACACUCCCAAACCUCAACACACAUUCGCCAGUGUGACCAUGCACACACACCCAAACCUCAACACAACACUGUCCACUGUGACCACACACAAAUACAGCCAAAGGUCAACACACACUCUCCAAAGACCAUGCACACACACACCCCUGCAGUAUCCAACAGGUAAUUUCAGCUGUGUUACAUUUCCAACUUAAUGUGUUCAUUCCUUUUCAAAGGUAUUAUAGUGCGGUCAAAUGGGCCUACACUCUUUUUAGUCAUAUGUGUGAGAACAGGUUAAUCAUUUCAAACAUGUUAUGUUAUGUUAUGUAAUUGAGCUGGAGUCAGUUGUACAGUGUGUUGUUGUGUGAGUCAGUAGCUAGCAGGACUACAAGUUAACAUAAAACCCACCAUUUAUGAUUAAAAACAUAAAUGACGAUAUAUUGGGAAAAAAAUGAGAGGGUAUGAGGGAUGGUGUAUUUGCUUUGAAAAACCAACAUGAGUAUGCAGAUUCAAGCAGGUGGCAUGUUGUGGCUCCACAUUGUGAAGAUAUCCUUCUGUUUUUGGAUACUCUGUCCUAACUUCUCUGGGAAAAAUGCAGCUGGGCUUCACAUACCUGACUGGGCUGAAGGCCAGCCGAAUCUUGAAAAGGAGGGAAUCGAGGCCGUUUCCACGACAGAAGGCAUCCACCAGGUGAGCGAGGAGAAGAGGCCCAUUUUAAGCUUCAUCUGGGUCUGCGGGAACUGAAGAGAGCAGCCUGUUAACAAGCAGAGCUUCACUGCGGUCCUGCAACAGUGAGAGCCAUGGCUCCCCGACUCUGCCUGUGGCUCCUGGCUCUGGGACAGAUGGGCGCGGUCCUGUCCUGCCGGGUGGGCACCCUGGAGGAAUGCCAGAAAGCGUCUUUUGUCCCCGGGCAUAACCUGGCGGGAGAGGGCUUCGACAUCGUGAAGCUUCAGCACAAAGGCGCCUACGUGAUCGACCUGCAGACCUUCCUGGACCCUAGCGACUCGUGCACGCUCUGCGAGAACACCCUGCACCGUGACGAGCUUCAGAAACUUCCGCUGUCCGUCCUGGACUGGCGCUCCUUCACCAGCUGCCGACAGGAGCUGUCCAGCGCUCUGCUGAACACCGUCACUUCCGUGGCCGACAGCGCCACGGACCUCAUCGAGAACGACUGGACCGUGGGGCUGGGCCUCGGGGACUUGGCGGAUCUGACCGUCGGCGGUAGCCACUCUAACGCGGUUGAGUUCGCCACCGCCGCCUACACGAUGGACAAAUCCGUCUUCACUUCUCACCAGCUCAGCUGUAGCCACUACAGCUACCGCGUCUCCGGGAACCCGCCUCUCAGCUCCGAGUUCCGAGCGCAGGUGCGCUCUCUCCCACAGGAGUACAACCCAAGCACCCGACACCUGUACCAGAGAUUCAUCAGCACCUACGGAACCCACUACAUCCAGCAGGUGGAACUGGGCGGCCGUCUGAAGAGGCUCACCUCCAUCCGCACCUGUCUGGCCUCCGUCAACAACCACUCGGCCACCAAGGUGAAGGACUGCCUGAACACGGGCCUCUCUGUGGGGCUGGGCUUUCUGGAACCUUCCGCCACGACCAGCCAGUGCAGAUCUCUGCUGGAGAACCAGGACAGCCAGACGGGAUCCCAGCUGUCCUAUCUGAACCACAUCACCGAGGUGCUCGGGGGCGAAAAGUGGCUGGGAGAGGUGUCCCUGUUCAAGAACGACUCCAUGGCAUUCCGACGCUGGCUGACCAGCCUCAAGGACGCCCCGGACAUCGUGUCGUAUUCCCUGUUCCCCCUUCACGAGCUGGUUCCCGACCCCGUCGUCGGGGGAAACGUGAAGACCGCGGUCAACCAGUACCUGAGGGAGAACGCCAUUGCGAAGGACAAGGCGCCUCAGCAGUGUUUCGGGCAGCCCAAUCUCUCCUCCGACUGCUGCCCCCUGCAGCCAAUGAGGGGCCGGCUCCGGGUGACGGUGAUCAAAGCCUGGGGGUUGGACGGGGACCCCGUGGGGAGCACGGACCCCUACGUGAAGUUCUGGUACGGGCGCCACUUCCACCAGACCCACUGGAUCAAAUCAGAAGACAACCCCCGCUGGAACUCGGUCUAUGACCUGGGCCACGUGGAGGCCUUCCACGAGCUGAAGCUGGAGGUGUGGGACAAGGACGUGAAGUACGACGACCACCUGGGCACCUGCCGCACGCGACUCCAGGAGGGGACCCACACCGUGAGCUGCGCCCUGAGCAAGGGAGGCUUCUCCUACUCCUACACCCUCACCUGCGACCCUCAGCUCAGCGGCUACCAGUGCGCCAAGUACAGGCCUGCCCCCCAGUGACCGAUCAGGGGAUUUCAGGCCAGGUCCCAUUCAUUUUAGUGCUACCCGGCUAGCUAGCGAAAAGAUCAGAAUAUUGUCCUUCCAGUAUAAUCAAUGAGCAAUUAAUUGAUUAUGUGGAGCUUCAGGUCUAUGAAUGAAAAGGACCUCAUCCUCCAGAGUAAUUAAACAUGCAUGUCUCACCCACCAAUCUGCUGCAAUGAAUAUUUCAAAAUAGUCAGGACUUAUUGCCGGGCUAUCUUUGAUUAAUGAAGUUGUCUUUGAUUACUCAUCACAGAUGAUGUCGUACAGCAAAAUUCACAGUGAUCUGACGAUUCUCUCUCCCAGUGAUUUCCUGUUUAUCAAUCAACUUAAUAAACAAAGUGUAUACUUU